Acanthaster planci (crown-of-thorns starfish) is the source of this 2444-nucleotide messenger RNA. RefSeq lists its product as uncharacterized. The record is from RefSeq and is a predicted model, not a curated record. NCBI's taxonomy places the organism in Eukaryota, Metazoa, Echinodermata, Asteroidea, Valvatida, Acanthasteridae.
UACUUGUGCUAUUAAAACCAGCUGUUACAGCCAGCGAUGUGACCGACCUUGGUAGGUUGCUCAUUCAUAGUGGACUAGACUAGUCCAGCUGUCUUCAAAUAGCAUGCACCUGAUCAGAGUUGGUGGAGUUACGGUUAACUCUGGUCCUUGAUCGGACUUGCCCAUGCAAGGAUAUGCCGUCACCACGCAGUGUUACAGCUGCCGAGCUCUACCUGAGCUCAAUCCUGCAAAGACUUCUGGAACAUCCCGGUGGAUGUCAAAAGAUGUGGAACGGCCGGGGCUAAUUCGUCCAUUGGCUGUCACAUGGCUGAUCCGUCUUUUUUUCCCUCCCUUUUUAGCUGAGCCAAUUUCUGUUGGACUUGUAGUUGGUGUGUGUUCUGCCUUCCUCAUGGCCGUUGUGCUUGUGGUGAUCAUCUUCUGUCGUAUCAAGAAGUCGAUUCGCAAAUUUCCAGCUAUCAGGCCCCCAUCACUGCUUCGGGCAGAGAAUGAUUACUUAUCAGAAAACAGAAACCAUAUCAUGGUCAGGGAACCGGAAGAGUUUGAUGACCUCAUCCCCUGUCAGCUGUUUGUCGAUCUUGGACCAAAGGAGAAGGACAUGGUUGACAUCGACAUCAUAACCGAUGGCUUUGACAUUGGUGACAAGCCACGGGGCACUGUUGACUUGCAAAAUGACGUCACCAACUUUGACGACCACCCAUUGCUGAGCUUCAAGGGUGACCCAAUGCUCAGUGAUGCACCCCUGGCUUCAGAGCCUCUCCUGCCCAGCCCCAGGCGAGAGGAGGACCCAUCGUCCGGGGAGGAGUAUAAUGGGGCUGGGCCAAGCAGCCCAGUCAGUGUGGGGAGCGGGGGAAGCUACCUGCACAUCCGGGAUGAUGAUGAACUGACCUACUCCUGCAUGACCAAAGACGGUCUGUCCCCAGUUCAAAAGGAGGACAUCGAAGGUCAGAGGGUCAGGGGUGAAAGUUCACAAGCAUCAGCCCCAAGACCCCAAGUGGAUGGACUGCCCCUACUGCUUUGGAGGCAAGAAAGCUCAAACCCCGACGAUGAUUAUCCAGGGGAUGGAGAUGCCAUUGAUUCAUAUUUGCAGAUGUCGAGAUCUGUACCUCCUUGUACAGGACCGAGACCUGUGAGGGAAGAUCCUGGAAGAGACAGAGCCUCCUCCCAGGGAGCAGAGCUCUCAAAGGCACCUUCAAAAGGUGCCAAGGGCAAGGAACGGGGAGACUCGGCAGGGGCCAGUUGUGUCAACGAUGGCACCGUAUUGGACUAUGUCCAGCAAGGGUUCGUUCCUGGGGCAGCAGCUUCUAGUGACAGAAUGUACAGCCCUUCUGAGAGUCCUGCCGAUGCCUACAGUCAGAUGGGACUGCGUGGAGGGGCCAGAGCCACUGCCGCACUGUGCGACAGCACGGGAAGCAGUAGUCAGGACUCAGCUGGCCCCUCUCAGAGUCAGGCCAGACAGGAGACAGGAGGGGCUGAGGCAACAAGAGGACAAGGGAGCAGGUCAGAGGAGGAUGUAAAUGGGGCAGGAAUUGAUUCUUAUGUCCACAGUGCCUUUGAUCGGCCACAUGUGAGGACAUCACAGGAACCUUCGCAAUGUACUGUGGACUCAUCAAAUCCCCCACGAGACAGAGCCUCAUUGGUGUCCCUUGGAGCCACAGCACCUUGUGCACCGCCAGUCUCUGAAACCACACCUACCAACAAGCCCCCAGGAGCCACAAAUAUUGCCAGGACUCAAAGUGCAGAUGCCCUCUCUGACGACAGUGAAGAAGGGGCACUGAACUAUGUGAGGGUCGGUUUAGACUCUGACGGUAUUGAUGUGGAAAGCAUGAAUGGAGUUGAGCCGGCCAAUGUGAAUGGAUAUGUCGUCCAGGGAAUGUUACCCAACAUGUCAGUUCCUCCGAUGGCUCGAAACGUUGCAGGUGAGGCAAUGCACAGUGCUGCACCUUCUGGCUAUGUCGAUCAAGCACAGCUAUCGAAUCUCUCCCCACCACCCUCUGCGCAGCCUGCUACACACAGCGACCACAUCCACAUGAACGGAACAGUGGGCGGCAGCAGUGGUGGUGGCUACAUAACAGCGGCACAAAUGAGCAACAUUGCGCCACUGGAUCCUGAAGUGGCCUUUGCAGAGGAAAGCCCCUCGAACAACAACAACAACAACCGUGGACAGGAGAAUGUUGUAGCUGAACCCUUAGUGCUACAGAAUGAAUCUAGGCUUGAAACUGACAACCUGGCGAAUGUGACACAGCAAGAAGCCACAGGGUUGCUUUCUGGGAAUCUGGGCGUUGUCCCCAGCACCGCCAUCACCGAUGAUGGGGUAGUGCCCAAUGGGCCAGUUGGUCCUGGUAGUUACGUGACCACUGACCAACUUACCAAUCUUCCCCUCCGAAGUCCACAACCAAACUGCCAUGCGAACAGAGAUGCUGGAAAAUAGUAUACAUGUACAAGUA